This is a messenger RNA of Lactuca saligna, 417 nucleotides long. NCBI's taxonomy places the organism in Eukaryota, Viridiplantae, Streptophyta, Magnoliopsida, Asterales, Asteraceae. The record is from the annotation of a GenBank genome assembly.
AUGGCGUCCAUGGCACUUUCAAUCGCUGCUCUUCCAAUUGCUUCUUCUUCUCUCUCUUUCUCUCGUUCAUGUUCUCCAACUGCCAUUCCCCUCGCUUCAUCCUAUUCCUCCAUCUCUCUCACCUCCUCAGUUCAACCACUCAUUUACUGCGGAAGAGGAGACAAGAAGACUGCUAAAGGAAAGCGAUUCAAUCACUCGUUUGGGAAUGCAAGACCACGGAACAAGACGAAGGGCAGAGGACCACCGAGGGUGCCGGUGCCACCAGCUCCACCACGGAAAGAUCGCUUCGACGACGGCGAGCAGAGGCGUUUUACUGUGUAUCCAUGGGUCUGCUUUACCCGGGUUUUACUUGACCCGGAAAAGGAAAACCCGAAGUCUAGUCGUGUGCCUCAUUGCGCGUUGCAUAGCCCAGAGUAA